AUGGCUUUAGUUAGCAUCGGUACAGAGGAAGCGUUGAACAGUAUUAAUAGGAAGACAUUGCGCGAGUAUCUGCUAGCGAUGAAACAAAAAGAUGGCAGUUUCCGUGUGCACAAAGAUGGCGAGGUGGACAUUCGUGGUGCAUAUUGCGCUCUUGCAGUGGCAUCGAUAACGAAUAUGCUCGAUGAAGAGAUCUCAUCGAAUGUCGAA
Anisakis simplex (herring worm) is the source of this 207-nucleotide messenger RNA. NCBI's taxonomy places the organism in Eukaryota, Metazoa, Nematoda, Chromadorea, Rhabditida, Anisakidae. The record is from the annotation of a GenBank genome assembly.